Molecule: messenger RNA, 889 nt
Organism: Beta vulgaris subsp. vulgaris (sugar beet)
Lineage: Eukaryota; Viridiplantae; Streptophyta; Magnoliopsida; Caryophyllales; Amaranthaceae
Exons: 3
Coding region: 231-551 (106 amino acids)
Biological process (GO): translation
Cellular component (GO): ribosome
Molecular function (GO): structural constituent of ribosome
Source: RefSeq, a predicted model, not a curated record
CUACGUGACUCUUCACCUACCUAGUUCCCACUUCACACAACUUCUUCUCUCUCCUCAAAAAAGCUCAAAACCCCAAAUUUUACCAACGCCACCGCCGCGACGGCGCCGAAACACUAAAUUCGCCGGUCGCCUGAAUAGUUUAAUUCUUCGGCCACCUGAAACUGUGCAUUUUUCUUAGCCAUUUUGAUUUUUUGAAGUUGUGGUCGCCAAUUGCAUCAUUUAACAAGAAAAUGAACUUAGCGGCGAGUCACCUAGCAAGUCUUCUGAAGCAUCCAAGUUCAGCCAUGAACUCAGUGAGCUCAUCCCUCCAACAAUGGCGGGGGAUCCGGAUCAGGGUACGAGAUGGGAACUUGGAUCAAGCGUUGUCGUUCAUGCAGAGAAAAAUGACGUCAAGUGGGAUGGAACGAUUGAUAAAGAGAGAACAAACUCAUCACAUUAAGAAUUCUGAGAAGCGCAUUAUAGCACAAAAAAAUCUCCACCGUAGGCUCCAGUCCCAGGACCUUGCUCGCAAGCUCAAAUCCAUCCUCAUCAAGAAAGUCAGGGGUCUAUGAGGGAUAUUUGGAGGGAGAUGCUGCCAGAUUCAUUUGAGGCUUCGUAAGCUGCUGUUGGAUUUCAAAAGUAGCGUAUCAAUUUUCGUCGAACACUGAACCAGCUAUUUGAGAAUAAUGAAGGUUCUUGCAGGUUUUUGUAGUAGUUGUAGAACACAUGGAACCUUUCAGUCUAGAAAGAUUUCACUGUUUUAACUGCUCAUAUUCACUCUAUUUUACAAAUCUUUUCAUUGUUAUUGAUUCAAGCCUCAGUAUUUCGUGAUGAUUCAACUGCUGCUCAUGUAAACUCUUAUCAAACAAAUACAAGUAUAAACUUUUAAGGGUGCGUCUUCUUCCCUUUA